Messenger RNA from Macadamia integrifolia, 993 nucleotides. Its product is annotated as polygalacturonase non-catalytic subunit AroGP2-like. The transcript has a single exon. The record is from RefSeq and is a predicted model, not a curated record. Bases 1 to 993 code for a protein of 330 amino acids. NCBI's taxonomy places the organism in Eukaryota, Viridiplantae, Streptophyta, Magnoliopsida, Proteales, Proteaceae.
AUGAAAUUUCAGGGUUCUCAAGCUGAAAAUGCCUUCUCACAGUACUGGAUAGAGAAUAUUGGUCAUCGACUCCCUCCACAUUGGUUAGCUGCAAAGGCUUCUCCAUUAAGCCUCCAUCAGAUGGCAGUGUUUAUGAAACUUAUAGAAGAAAAUGAAUUGUCUUCUCACCUACAUUCAUUCUGCAAGCAGGCUAAUAUUGCUUGUUUUACAAAUACACUUCUGAAGAAGACAAUGGAAAACACAACCCUGCCACCAAUAGCACAAUGGAAUUCUGUGAGAAUAGUUUAUGAACUCACUCCAAGUGAAAACAUACCCCUCUCGACUGCCAAGCAAGGGGGAUUGCCAUUUUUCCGGGAGUCAAUGGUGAAAGAGGGUGGUUUCAUGCCUAUCCCUGAUCUAAGAGACCCAAUAUCAUAUAGAUCAUUUUUACCGCGGCCUCUAGCAUCAAAAAUCCCAUUUUCCUUUGCCCGGAUUGAUGAAUUAAAGAAGCUUUUGGGUGUGGUUGACGAAUCAAACAUGGAUAACUAUAUUAAAGCUACAGUUGAGACAUGCGAAAAAAGCGCUAUUCAAGGCGAGCAGUUCACUUGUGUGACUUCAGCCGAGGAUCUAAUCGAUUUUGUUGUCAAAAAAUUAGGACACCAUGUACACCUAUGGAGUACUGAAAGCAUUGAAGGAUCUUAUGAGAAUGUCACAAUUGGAGCUGUGAAACUCAUAUAUGGAAACCUCUCUGAACCACCAAUCAUAUGUCAUAGUCAGCCAUUCCCAUUUCAAGUCUACUAUUGCCAUAUUUUACAGAAAGUAAAACUAUAUGCAGUUGUUAUACAUGCUAGGAAGAAAGUGAAUCAUGUGACCAUGGCAUGUCACCAUGACACAUCAAUUUGGAGUCCAAACCAUCAUGCUUUUCAGAUGCUAGGUUUUGGCCCUGGCCUAAUUGAAGUUUGUCAUUGGAUAAAUGAGAAUGUAGUAGUCUGGACAAAGAGCAGUCUAGGUUGA